This is a messenger RNA of Coregonus clupeaformis (lake whitefish), 4963 nucleotides long. Its product is annotated as protein GREB1-like. The record is from RefSeq and is a predicted model, not a curated record. Lineage: Eukaryota; Metazoa; Chordata; Actinopteri; Salmoniformes; Salmonidae. Gene Ontology annotation, biological process: multicellular organism development.
AUGGGGAACUCGUAUGCGGGCCAGCUGAGGACCACGCGUUUCCAGGAGGUGCUUCAUAACUCCAUCGAGGCUUCGCUCCGCUCCAUCACUGUGGUCUUCUCACAGCUCUACCUGGAGGCAAAGCACCCACCCCCAUACAACGGUGUGUGCCAGGUGGAGAAUGAGGAUGUGGAGGAGGAAGAUGGCUCGGAGUCCAACAGCCCCCCCGUCCCGUACCAGACGAAGCCCCCGCCAGAGGGAUGCUGCACCACGGACGGGUUCUGCCAGGCGGGUUGAGACCUGCGUCUGUCCUCCCUGGUGUCAGAGCCUCGAGACGUGCCCCCAGGGUUCCUGCUGGUAGGGGCCAAGUCUGCAGGCGCACCAGACACCCUGCUGGUGUGUGCAGUCGACCGUAGGUUCCUGCCCGAUGAAUGGGGGCGCAACGCACUGCUAGGGUUCUCGGGGAACUGUAUGGGUUGUGGAGAGAAGGGUUUCCGCUACUUCACAGAAUUCUCCAACCACAUCAACCUGAAGCUGAGCACCCAGCCAAAGAAACAGAAGACCUUAAAGUACCACCUGUACAGGAACAACCAGCGACAGCUGGUCAGAGGGGCUGCUAUCUACAAUGCCCCCCCAGUGAGUGUGUUCCAGGGGUCCUCCAACCCCCCCUCUACCCUCGGGCCGUCAGUCACAGUGCCUGAUCAGCUGCUGCACACCUGCAGACUUCAGCCAGUCAUCUUCAGAGGUCAAACUGAUCAUGGUAGCCUACCCCAGCUGAGUGGUAAGGUGUCUGAUGUGCAGGUCAGUUCCCUGCUCCAGAGCUGCUAUCAGAACAACCGGGCCCUGCCCAGGGUCUACCAACACUACGGACCCUCUCCUAUACAGCCCCUGUCUGUAGAGAUGCAGAUACUACUCACUGUAUACUACCUGGUGCAACUAGGCCCAGACCAGGUCCCGCUUAUUGAGGACCUGGAGCAGAUCUUCAUGCGUUCCUGGAGAGAGUCCCACCUCAGUAGGAUCCGCCAGUACCAGCAGCCCCAGCCCCAGCCUGGCCUCUCCCUCCCCCAGGCUUCCUCCACCCUGCCUGGGCUUCCAAUGCCCCAUGCCCAGCCCCUCACCCCCUCCCAGCUGCCCUGGCUGGCCCAGCUGGCAGCCUUGUCAUGUGGGGAGGGAGUGGUGGUUCUGGGAGAGAAGGCCUCAAUGGCUCUGGGGCUGGCUGACACCUUCACUAAGCUGAUGGAGGGACAGCUGGCCAACUAUGUGGUCAUCAUCUGUACAGCCAAGGGACAGGAGACAGAGUCCUGCAUGGUGGUGACAGGUCAACACCAGUGUCGUGCCCUGACCGAGGGGAUGUUCAGUCCCAGUGAAGGUCUGAGAGAGAUCAGUCAACAGCUGUCCUCUGGAAUGACCCACGAGCUCACUACCUUCUGCAACUCUCUGAGACCUGAAUACCGUGUGGAGUGGUGGGAGGUACGGCCCAUCCAGUUGGUGGUUGCCAGGAAGCUGCUGUCCCAUGUGUGUGCCAUCGCUGACUCCAGCACUCAGAACCUGGACCUGGGCUCCUUUGACAGGGUCAACUUCCUCAUCUGUGUCCCUCCUUCUGAGGUCACCUUCCAACAGACUGUACUGCAUCUCUGGAACUCAGGUGUCCUCCAGGACCUGGGGUUGGAGCAAGAGUGUCUGUCUCAGAGAGAGGCAGAGCGCUACGUGGUGAAGAUGGAUCAGGAGGCUAGGUGCACAAACUGGAACCCCAAGACACUCUACAUCCUGGUUCAUGACCACGCUCACUGGGACAUCAGCAGGUGUGUGAAUUUGAUUGUCGGUGGUGACUCCGGCGGUGGAUUGGUGGACAGCCCGCUCAACUCCCGUCAGAUCAGAGACGCCACCAACAUCUUGACUCUCCACGUCACCUCAUUCCCCUUCGCCCUGCAGACACAACACACACGCAUCAGCCCUUACAACGAGAUUCACUGGCCCUCUGCUUUCACUAAAGACAUGGAUCUGUACCAUGAGAAGACACGUUACUUUGGUGUGUCUGAGCUGCUGGACUCGACUCGUUCAGGCAGCGGCUUGCCUCUCCUCCGCUAUGACAGCUCCUUCCAAAGCAUGGCCUCUGCCCUGGAGGAGAGGUUCCCCAGGCUACACAGUGCAGUGAUCAGGACCCAGGUUUUAAAACAACACUACUGUGUCGCCCUGAUGGCUGUGUCGGGCCGGCCUGGCUCAGGGGGGCGAAACCUACAUAAACACACCUCUGUCGAGAUGCUGGAGAUCGUCCAGAGCCUGCUCAGCUCCGCCCAGCGAUGCCCCUCCCACCACAGUCACAUGGUGCUGCUACGGCUCCCCUCAUUGGCUCUGGCAGGGUGGGCCCACCAACGGCUGGUGCGGAUCAGACAGAGACUGGGGCUGGGGGAGCGCUUUGAGAUCAUCCUGGGAAACCCCAGCCAAGCCCUUAGCAUAGGACAGAGCUUCACUGAGCGCAUCAAGCGCACAGCGUUGGAGCAAGAGCUUGGAUUGGCUGCCUACCUGGUGAGGGUGGAGUCCCAGGGGUCACAACCCCACGGCCACGCCUCCGGCCUGGGCAGUGACCUAUCACACAAACUCAUCAGAACCGACAACGAGGAGGAGGAGGGGGGAGAGAACGGUGAGCAAUGUAUAACUCACCUCUUCCUCUUCUCUUCCCUCUGCUCCUGGGGGGUGAGCCGCCCCCCUUCCCUGCUGCUGCCCCGGGGACUCUAUGACAUCAUCAAUGCGUGCGACGGGAGUGGGCUCCCUCGCUGCACCUCUUUCUUGCCACACCUGUCUGUGGCCUGGGCCAGCUCCUUCAGACCUCUGCUGAGUAAGAUGAUGACCUGUACAGAACAGUCUCUGUACUACCGCCAGUGGACCAUCCCACGGCCUCACCACAUGGACAGCAGCAACCGCCCUGCAGAGGGGCGCACUGACAACUUCCAUCCCCGCAGACUGCUGCUCAGUGGACCCCCACAGGUGGGGAAGACAGGGGCGUACCUCCAGUUUCUGGGCAUCCUGUCUCGUAUGCUGAUCAGACUGAUGGAGGUGGACAUCUAUGAUGAGGACGAUAUCAACUACAGUGGUCAGCUGGAGUGUGUCCAGUACCAGCCAGCCUGUGCCUCCUGGCCAGUCACAGACACACUGAGGGGCAUGCCGUUCGACUACACCAUCCACGACCCCAAAUAUGACGACAUCAGCACUGUCUACUGCCCUGACUACUGCCCCAACACUGAUGGAAACCCCAGACAUCAGGAGGACGUGUAUCUGCAGAGGCGUACGGCCAGAAAUCUGCUAGGGGGAAACCCUGACUGUAUCAAGAGUCCCAUCUUCACCCCGACAACAGGUCGUCAUGAGCAUUUACUGUUCAACCUGUACCACGCCAUGGAUGGGGCGGCCCACCUCCACGUCUUGGUCAUCAAGGAGUACGAGAUGGCUGUCUAUAAGAAGUACUGGCCCAACCACAUUAUGCUGGUGCUGCCCACCGUCUUCAAUGGAGCUGGGAUCGGUGCAGCCCACUUCCUGAUCAAGGAGCUGUCCUACAACAACCUAGAGUUGGAACGCAGCCGCAUGGUGGAGGGAGGGGGGCCGCCAGCAGACGUCUGGCCCGUCAUCAUCCUCUCUGACGACUCCUGCGUCAUGUGGAACGAUGUGGACCUGGACUCACACAGGUUCACACUCACACACACACACACUCACACACAAGGAAUGAUUCUCAGAUACACACACAUCAACACAAUGGGUUGGUCAGUGUCAGGGGAAGGAGCUCAUCACAGGGAGCCUUUCUCCAGAGGACACCUCCACGACUUCCUGCUUCUUAACGUGGACCUGACCCAGGACAUCCAGUACAACAAGAACAGGUUUAUGUGUGAUGAUGUGAACUUCACCCUGCGAGUCCACAGUGCUGGUCUGCUCAUCUGUCGUUUCAACAACUUCAGUGUGAUGAAAAAACAGAUCUCUAUCGGAGGAUACCGCACCUACAUCAUCAAGAACAAGAUGACUGACGUCCCCACCUCGGUCCAGCCGUCUCAGUAUAUCGGUGCCCCGGACAGCAAGCAUCCAUUCCUGGCCACGCCUGCACACCUACUGCUGGAGAAAUACCUGCAACACACCAGCCAACGCCUGUUCCCCCUCAGCACACGCAACUACACACACCCCAUACUGUCUGUGGACUGCUACCUCAACCUGGGGCCUGAGGUGACGGUGUGUUUUGUGAGUUCCAGACCUCACUCCAUCAACAUCUGUACUACAGGGCUGCUGUUCAGUGGCCUGCUGCUCUGCUUUUGGGAUUCCUUUGUCACGCCACGAUUCCUCAAGAGCUUUCACUUCCUCAAAGGGGCGAAUCUGUGUGUGAUAUGUGCUGACCGCAGCUCUCCGAGACAGACGGUGGUGAGGCUGGAGCUCGAGGACGAGUGGAGGUUCCGGCUGAGUGACGAGUUCCAGACAGCCAACGCUAAAGAGGACCGCCCCCUCUUCUUCCUCACAGGGAAACACAUAUGAACCCCUCUAACUCCUAAACCCAUGAAUCUCAACCCGUACCCCUCAUCUUGAACCCUGCUGUAGGUUCAAAACAGAAAGCCAAAAACGGUCUGUACUCUUCUGAUCAGGCCAAUAACCCAUAGAGACAGUAGCUGCUAGUGAAUACAGCUAUGAGUCUGUGACUGGUAUGCCUCUGUUUACUGUAGUAUUGCUGUAGUAUUUACUACAAUACUCCAAUACUCCAAUCAACCCUCCACCUCUCUGUUGUGAUGUGUUAAAAGUCAUCAUUCCACAGUGUAUGCCACCGUUCUUAUUGUAGUUAAUGAGGUAUAGUUUCUUUGUAAACGUUUUUUGUGAUAUACAGUGAUUAAAUAUUUUGCAUGUAUGUUGACAGUUUUGUGUCAUGUAAAAAGUACUUAUAUAUGCAAAAGAGGACGUUUUCUUUAGUGAUUUCACGCCAAUGUUUUUUAAGAGGUGUUACAUGUGUAUGUGGUUUUAA